CGGAGGGUAUCGCGCACACAAGUUUCCUGAGGUGGAGUUGAAGUUAUCUCUCUGCACCAAAACUAAGUGAAAACAAAUCUGUGCUUCUAAAAGUACAGACUUCGGAGAGGGUGGAGGAAUCAAGAUCAGGAUCUAUCCCAGUCAGAGGUGGUGUGUGUUACCUCCCAGUGAUCUGUGGUCCUUUCCCAGCGCUGAAAAAUGAGUCUGAGCACCAGUGAACUGGAGGACCUGUGGGAGUCAUGGGGGGAGCUCAACUUCUCCGAAACCUUUAGCAACAUAUCGAGUGUGGAUGCAAUGGUGUGUGCCACGGCUUUCAACCGCAGCGCUCUGCUCUACUCCAUGUGUGUCCUCUACACUUUUAUCUUCAUCAUUGGUCUGGCUGCUAACGCUCUGGUCCUCUGGGUAAACAUCCGUGCACAAAGAGACACCACCCCUCGCCAUGAGACACACAUGUACAUCGCACACCUGGCAGUCGCAGACCUGUGUGUGUGUGCUACCCUGCCUGUGUGGGUGAGCUCACUUUCCCAGCAUGGCCACUGGCCCUUCGGUGAGGUGGCGUGUAAACUCACACACCUGCUGUUCUCCGUCAACCUCUUCAGCAGCAUCUUCUUCCUGGCUUGCAUGAGCGUGGACCGCUACCUAAGCGUGACAAAGCACGGGGACAACGAGGGUGGCGUGCGCAGGAAGCUAAUCCGCCGUGGAGCGUGUGUAGGGGUGUGGCUUCUGGCUCUGGUUGCCUCCCUACCAGACACCUACUUCCUGCGUACAGUGAAGUCAACACAUGGGGACACCAUGUUGUGCAGGCCUAUGUACCCAGAGGAAAACUCCAGGGAAUGGAUGGUGGGCGUGCAGCUGAGCUUCAUCCUGUUGGGCUUUGUUCUCCCCUUCCCUGUCAUUGCAGUGUUUUACGCCCUGCUAGCCAAAGCUUUCACCCGCUCAUCUUCUUCUUUGUCGUCUUCCACAGUGGAGCAGGAACGUCGCGUGAGCCGCAGGGUAAUCCUGGCUUACAUCGUGGUGUUUCUGGGCUGCUGGGGGCCCUACCACGCCGUCCUCCUGGCUGAUGCCCUGUCUCAGCUGGGCCUAGUGCCUCUGAGCUGUGGCCUGGAGAAUGUGAUCUACGUGGCCUUACACCUCACCCAGUGCCUGUCCCUGCUCCACUGCUGUUUCAACCCCAUCCUCUACAACUUCAUCAACAGAAACUACCGCUAUGACCUCAUGAAGGCCUUCAUCUUUAAAUACUCCACGAGAACGGGCUUGGCACGCCUCAUCGAGGCUCCCAACAUGUCUGAGACUGAGUACUCUGCUGUAGCUGUAGAAAACCCACCACAGAUCUGAACCUUACAAAACUCAAUUAGAACUUCUUGAACACUGUUUCAAAAUCUAAAUGGCUAUAAUGCAUCGUAAACUUAUGUUACAAAUGAUUUGUUCUGAUCAGAAUCAGUCCACUAUCAUCAUUGUGUUUGACAUUAGACGAUAAUGAAGAGAGGACGAAAGCCAAUUCAGCAUCCUUUUUACAGAAAUCUGUUUGAGUCAUGUAGAAAAGCUGGCUAAUAUCAACAGUGAUGGACUGACUUAAAAGCACUUAGAAAGCAAGUUUUAUUAUAACAGCUGAUAUUAAAAUCAUAUGAAUAUUGUCACUCCUUUGUAAAGCCAAAAUGUGUAAAAUCAUUGCCUGUACUGUUUAUGUAGGAUUGUAUUGUGUAUGUUUGUGUGAGUGGUGUGUCUAAUCUGACAGGCAUUGGAUAUUGAUAGUAUCAGUAGAGUAAUAUUGUUAAUCUUUUUUGUGUCAAGUUGUAUUUAUAUAGUGUACAUUUGAACAGUUUUGCCUCUUUCAUGUUGUAUGUCAAAGUCUUCACACACUGAUGUCUGCUCAGUGCUCCACUUCAUAUAAUGCUGCCUCAUCAUGUUAAUCGAGCCACUGACUGGCUCAGUGUUUUAGUCCUGCUGUCUCAUUGUUAAUCAUAACCUCAUGUCACAUGUGUUGAAUCCUUCAGACAAGUAAUGCAAAUAGUUUUUUUGUGGAAAUACACUUAGUUAGAAGAAGUUAGAUGAUAAGACUGAUACCAUUCUCAUGUAUAUACACUAAAUAUAAAGCUACAGCCAGCCGCUAAGCUUAGCUUAGUAUAAAGACUGGAAACAGCUAGCCUGACUCUGUAUGAAGGCAAAAAACUCUGCCUACCAGCACCUUCAAAGCACAAUAAAUAACACAUACUAUCUUGUUUGUCUAAUCUUGAAAAAUAACAAAGUGUCAAAACCGAACAGUUGUGGUUUUAUGGGGAAUUAUGUGCUGGUUUAUUUGUUGGCUGGACGCAGUAACUUCCUGUAGUCUUCAAUUCUUUGUGCAAAGAUAAGCUAAGAUAAUCACAUGCUGGCUUUAGCUUCACAUUAAGCAUACAUUCACAUAGAUAACAAUUAACUUUUCAGUUUUCUUUUGGAUCAGAAUAUUUCCAAACAUUGUCUGGAGGCUUCAACUGGGACUACUGAGUUUAUAGAGCAGAUAGUUGUAGCGCCUGUCUCUUCUGGAAAGUACAAUAGUAUGUGUUAUACUGUAGUUUGACUAUAUUUUGCAUUAGUGCUAAUAGUGGAAAGGACAUAUGUCUAUGUGUUAUUAAUCCUGCUUUGUCAGCACACAGGUCACAGACGGCUAAAACUUUUAUGACCAAAUAACGUGAAUGAAUAGCUUUACUACUUUCAUGUAGGCAGUAGCUGUGGUGUGCAACAACCAAGUGUUAGGGACCAAAUAAAAAAAAUCAUCACUGCAUUACUUUAGUUUAAUGUGUGUGUGUGUGUGUGUGUGCGCGCGUCUUUGUGUAGGUGUGUGUGUGCCACAGCUUGACACCAAGAGAUGACGUUUUAAGUGUCAAACAUUCACACUUUUUAUAUGCUGACAUAGAGCACAUUUUGUCAUGUGAUUGGUUACACAUGUAUGCUUUGACACUGAAAAGAUAGAAAAGACUGGCGACACGGACAUGUGUCUACAAGAACAGAGGCAUUCCUUUGGUAUUGUAAUGUGUAACGUGUGUUUUUUUAUAGUAUUAAAUACAGAGAAAAUG
Micropterus dolomieu (smallmouth bass) is the source of this 3053-nucleotide messenger RNA. RefSeq names its product atypical chemokine receptor 3a (gene ackr3a). The transcript is spliced from 2 exons. Bases 199 to 1335 code for a protein of 378 amino acids. The record is from RefSeq and is a predicted model, not a curated record. Gene Ontology annotation, cellular component: membrane. Gene Ontology annotation, biological process: vasculogenesis; angiogenesis; chemotaxis. Gene Ontology annotation, molecular function: chemokine binding; coreceptor activity; G protein-coupled receptor activity. Lineage: Eukaryota; Metazoa; Chordata; Actinopteri; Centrarchiformes; Centrarchidae.